AUGCCGCCUAAGUUUGACCACAUCAAGAUCAAAGUCAUACACCUGAGGUGCACAGGUGGCAAAGUCAGUGCCAAUCUUCCUGGCCCCAAAGAUCAGCCCCUGGGUCUGUCUCCACAAAAGUUUGGUGAUGACAUCCUCAAGGCAACCGGUGAUUGGAAGGGUAUGAGGAUUAGAGUGAAACUGACCAUUCAGAACAGACAGGCCCAGACUGAAGUGGUUCUUUCUGCAUCUGCCCAGAUUAUCAGAGCCCUCAAGGAACAACCAAGAGACAGAAAGCAGCAGAAAAACUUGAAGCACAGUGGAAAUAUCACUUUUGAUGAGAUUGUCAGCAUUGUCUUACAAAUGUGGCACAGAUCUUUAGCUAGAGAACUCUCCAGAACCAUUAAAAAUAUCCUGGGGACUGCCCAAUCUGUGUGGAUGGCCACCACCCUCAUGACAUCAUAG
This is a messenger RNA of Prionailurus viverrinus (fishing cat), 444 nucleotides long. Its product is annotated as 60S ribosomal protein L12-like. The coding region runs from base 1 to 444 and encodes 147 amino acids. Lineage: Eukaryota; Metazoa; Chordata; Mammalia; Carnivora; Felidae. Gene Ontology annotation, molecular function: large ribosomal subunit rRNA binding; structural constituent of ribosome. Gene Ontology annotation, cellular component: cytosolic large ribosomal subunit; ribosome. The record is from RefSeq and is a predicted model, not a curated record. The transcript has a single exon. Gene Ontology annotation, biological process: translation.